UUGGUAAGAAGGUAUCAUGUUGGUAUCAUCCAAUAUUUGUUAGAAUCCAUCUCUCAUGUGAAUGCUCUCUGUACUGAUGAUAUCUGUAACGCGAGCUAGACGCGCGUGGUUCCUGCCGCCAGCACAAGUGUCUUAAAAAUCCAAGCCGACUGCAAAUCAAAGUAAUGGAUUAGAAUCCAAAAACUUUAAACCUGGUCCGUGCACAUAACGCCCUCGUCCGGUCUCUUUCGCUAAAAAAUCUUUCUUUAAACUGCUUCUCCCUGUGGGUGUACAUGGGUAUCUUCUUGAAUUUCAUGGCACCCCCUAUUUUCUUCUUAGUUUUGUCAUUUUUAUUGAUUCCUGCAAGUACCCAUCUCCAAUCCAAUGAACAAGGAUAUAUAUCUCUGCUCUUAUCCGAUAAAGGUAUUGAUUUUGCUAAGGAUGUUCUAAUAAAAAGGGCAGUAUCGUCCAUGAUUCCACUUCAACUGCCAGACAUAGAGAAGCAUGUGAAAAUCCCAGUUCUUGGCAAAGUCCAUGUGGUUCUAUCGAACAUCACGAUUAAUAGUGUUAUUGUUGCUUCUUCAUCUGUUGAAACUGGAGAGACGGGUAUUGUUCUAGUUGCUUCAGGUGCUACCGCGGAUUUGACCAUGAAUUGGCGGUACUCUUAUAAGAGUUGGAUAGUUGUGAUUUCGGACAGUGGAGAUGCCUCAGUUAAGGUUAAAGAUAUGGAAGUUGGGCUUACCGUUGGUUUAAAAGAACAAGAUGGAACUCUUAAUCUCUCUCUCUUGGAUUGUGGAUGUUAUGUGAAAGAUAUCUCUAUUAAGUUGGAUGGUGGAGCAUCUUGGCUUUAUCAAGUGGUGGUUGAAGCUUUUGAAGGUCCAAUAGGAUCUGCAGUAGAAAAUGCUAUUUCCAAGAAAAUCAAAGAAGGCAUAUCAAAACUUGAUUCCCGAUUACAAUCACUUCCAAAACAAGUCUCAGUAGAUCAUGUUUCUGCAAUGAAUGUUACUUUCACAGACAAACCUGUGUUGAGCAAUUCUUCAAUUGAAAUUGAUAUCAGUGGUUUAUUCAUGGCAAGGGACAAAGUUUUAAUUCCCAGCUAUUAUUAUAAAGGAUUGCGAGCUUCCGAUUCGUCAAACUGUCCAGCUAAGAUGAUUGGAAUUUCAUUACAUGAAAAUGUUUUUAAUACUGCUGCAGUAGUAUACUUCAAUGCAGGUUAUAUGCAUUGGACAGUGGAUAGAUUUCCAAAUCAAUCCCUCUUAAACACUACAACAUGGAGAUUCAUUUAUCCUCAACUCUACAAGAAGUAUCCAAAUGAUGAAAUGAAUCUUAAUAUAUCACUGACUUCUCCACUGGUGAUAAGAAUUGUAGAGAACGACCUUAAUGCAACCAUUUAUUUAGAUGUGACAAUUAAUGUAUUGGAUGCUGAUGAAGUUAUUCCAGUUGCUUGUGUCUCGUUGGUAAUUAGCGCUUCAUGUUCUCCACAUAUUUUAGGGAAUAAGCUAGCUGGUAUCCUCAAGUUGAAAAAUUUUACUGUGUCUUAUAACUGGAGCAAUAUUGGGGACCUGCGAAUGCAUUUACUUUGGCAGGUAGCUUUUGCAGUUCUUGAAACCAGCUUCCUUCCAAACGUGAACUUACGCCUCUUGAAGGGGUUACCUUUGCCAUUUCUUCAUGGAUUUACAAUUAAGAAUGCUGAAAUCCAUUACACGAAAUCCAAGAUGAUGAUAUGCAGCAACCUUGCCCUCACAUGACAGUACCACAUCAGUUGGCAGUCAGUGACUCUGUCCACUUCAACCAGGUGCUUCAGAGACACAGAUAUACGUACAAAAGUUGCAUAUAUGGGUGUAUAUACAGUCAAUUAAACACUAAAGCAAUUCAAAUCUGUGAUUUAGUAAUUUGUUGGAUGUUGAACAAUUCAUAUUCCUGCUGUAUGCAUGAUUGCUGAGUUUGGGUAAAUAUACCAAAAUCCUUUUGUUGCAAGUCUUUUCUGGACAUGAUUGUAUAUGCAAAAUAUUCACAUCUUUGAUCCAGUUAAAGAUAAAUGAUUCGCUUGUC
Hevea brasiliensis (rubber tree) is the source of this 2031-nucleotide messenger RNA. RefSeq names its product putative BPI/LBP family protein At1g04970. The transcript has 6 exons. The record is from RefSeq and is a predicted model, not a curated record. Gene Ontology annotation, molecular function: lipid binding. The coding region runs from base 273 to 1727 and encodes 484 amino acids. Lineage: Eukaryota; Viridiplantae; Streptophyta; Magnoliopsida; Malpighiales; Euphorbiaceae.